Trichomycterus rosablanca is the source of this 1548-nucleotide messenger RNA. RefSeq names its product SH3 domain containing GRB2 like 2b, endophilin A1 (gene sh3gl2b). Lineage: Eukaryota; Metazoa; Chordata; Actinopteri; Siluriformes; Trichomycteridae. Gene Ontology annotation, molecular function: protein binding. Gene Ontology annotation, biological process: synaptic vesicle uncoating. Gene Ontology annotation, cellular component: glutamatergic synapse; cytoplasm; presynapse. The transcript is spliced from 8 exons. Bases 118 to 1254 code for a protein of 378 amino acids. The record is from RefSeq and is a predicted model, not a curated record.
GUUACCGAGAGCAGCUCGAGCCUCCAGCACAGUAACACACAUUUCUACACAUUCUGACCUUAAUUCACUGAUUUUCUCUAUUUCUGCGUAAAUUAGUGCGAUUAUUCCUGUGAGGAAAUGUCUGUGGCCGGCCUCAAGAAGCAAUUUCACAAAGCGACGCAGAAAGUCAGUGAGAAGGUGGGCGGAGCAGAGGGCACCAAGCUGGACGAUGACUUCAAAGAAAUGGAAAAGAAAGUGGACACCACGAGCAGAGCGGUGCUGGACAUCAUGACCAAAACUACAGAAUAUCUACAGCCGAACCCGGCCUCCAGAGCAAAGCUGAGUAUGAUCAACACCAUGUCGAAGAUCCGCGGGCAGGAGAAAGGGCCGGGUUACCCCCAGGCUGAGACCGUGCUCGGAGACGCCAUGCAGAGAUUCGGUCGGGAACUGGGGGAGGAAUCCAGCUUCGGUUUCGCCCUGAUCGAUGCAGGUGAGGCGAUGCGUGAACUGGGAGAGGUGAAGGACGCCCUGGAUAUGGAGGUCAAGCAGAACUUCAUCGACCCGCUACAGAACCUGCACGACAAGGACGUCAAAGAGAUACAGCACCACCUGAAGAAGAUGGAGGGUCGGCGUCUGGACUUCGACUACAAGAAGAAGCGUCAGGGUAAAGUGAUGGACGACGAGAUCAAGCAGGCGCUGGAGAAGUUCGACGAGUCGAAGGAGAUCGCCGAGCAGAGCAUGUUCAACCUGCUGGAGAGCGAUAUAGAGCAGGUGAGUCAGUUAGCGGCGCUGGUUAAAGCUCAGCUGGAGUACCACCAGCAGGCGACCGACAUCCUCCAGCAGCUCUCCAGCAAGAUGGACGACCGGAUAAAGGAAGCCUCCAGUAAGCCCAGGAAAGAGUACGUCCCUAAACCACGCAUGGAGCUCCAGCUGCCCACUGAAACCCUGAACGGAGGAAUCCACAGCGCUAAAUCCCCCGCCCGCUCUCCAGGUACCUGCACUAUAAUCACUAACCUCACCUGUACCUGUACCUGUACCCCUCUGUAUCCACCAGCUUUCCUCUCUGCGCCCCCCGUAGCCCCCCUGGAUCAGCCGUGCUGCCGCGCCCUGUACGACUUCGAGCCGGAGAACGAGGGCGAGCUGGGCUUCAAGGAGGGCGACAUCAUCACGCUGACCAAUCAGAUCGACGACAACUGGUACGAGGGCAUGAUCCACGGCCAGUCCGGAUUCUUCCCCAUCAACUACGUGGACAUCCUGGUUCCUCUGCCGCAUUAGGCCCCGCCCGGUGCCGCGCUCCUGCCGCUUCACCACCGUUACAGUUGCAAGAGAAGGAAGAAGAUAAAGAUGAUGAAGGGUUAUCGUUAAUAAUAAUAAUAAUAAUAAUAACACACUGAAGUGUUUGUACCUCGUUUCCGCUUCACGCUUCCCUACAGCAGGAACUUUUUUUAAAGCGACCUGCAUUUUGUCCAGGAUUUUACCGCGACCCAAAAACACAAACAAGCAUCAAAAUGAAACACAAAAUGAAUAAGCGUAAUAAAUAAAAAUAGUGGCAAUCUGGUCCCACUGUGG